This is a messenger RNA of Camellia sinensis, 764 nucleotides long. RefSeq lists its product as uncharacterized. Gene Ontology annotation, molecular function: zinc ion binding; nucleic acid binding. The record is from RefSeq and is a predicted model, not a curated record. Gene Ontology annotation, biological process: DNA-templated transcription; termination of RNA polymerase III transcription. Lineage: Eukaryota; Viridiplantae; Streptophyta; Magnoliopsida; Ericales; Theaceae. Gene Ontology annotation, cellular component: RNA polymerase III complex.
AUCAAAGCCCCGGCUAGUCCUAGUUGUGAAUCCCUACCAAAAUAAAAGCGAAAUAUCAAAACCCUAAGCCCUUGUCUCCCUCGCUCUCUCUAUAUCUGCAGAGCAGACAUUUUUGGUUUCGGCUUGUAACAGCAAGCAACAGCAGGCUCAGCAGCCAUGUUAUAGGGUGGGUCUGUGCUUCAAGCUUAGGCAGAUGGAAUUCUGCCCAACUUGUGGGAUCUUGUUGCAGUAUGAGUUGCCCCAUAUGAGCCGCCCUGCCAGAUUCUUCUGCCCAACUUGUCCAUAUGUCUGUAAUUUAGAGGCCAAGGUCAAGAUAAAGAGAAGGCAACAUUUAGUUAAGAAAGAGAUAGAACCCAUCUUCUCCAAAGAUGAUAUGAAGAAUGGGCCCACAACCGAAGCAACGUGUCCAAAUUGCGGGUUCGGGAAGGCUGUUUUCCAGCAAAUGCAGAUCAGGUCAGCUGAUGAGCCUAUGUCAACAUUUUACUGGUGCUUGAAUGAGAAAUGUAGACACCAGUGGCGUGAAGACUAAAUGUUGCUGCUGUCUUUCAUUUUGUCAAGUAUUAUUCACUUUUGGUUUGUCCAGUUUUGGAUUUCAUCAGAUAAUGUUAUUAAACUUCUUUUUUUUCUCGGAUAUGCAGGGGGGGUUAAGCAUAAUGCUCCCCAUAUCAAUUUUUGAAAACUUAAAAUAAAAAAAUAAAAAGUGAAUUUUCAAUGAAAUCAAAUAAAAGAUCGUGGCAUUUUGUUCCAUUGUCUUGGUUGAAAUU